AUGAAUGGGGAAACAGCGAAGGUCAGAAAGGAGGUGCGGGGAGGCACUCGGGGGGCGCAGCUGGGGGGAACCCCUGCACCCUCGCGCGAUCUCGGGGUGCUGGGACCUAGCUGGGCGGACCCUGGCGCCCGCGGGGGGGAGCCGAGCCGGGGGCGGAGCAGAGCAGAGGCUCAGCCCCCCGCCCGCACCCUGUACCUGCCGCAGCUGAAGCGCAUCCACGGGCGCCCGCGGACUCUGCGCUCGCCUCGCCCGCAGCCGGCGCGCCCCGCUUCGGACCCGGCGGCCGCCGCGCACCCGGACGCUCCCAUGGCGAGGGCGGCUGUGCCCGGGCGGCUGGUGACGGCGCUCGCCUGCCUGUUCCUGAGCUGCCCGGGGCUGCGGGGACAGGGACCCUCGCCGGGGACCCGGCUCGGCCGCGCGCUCCACCUGCCCGCGCUGGGCGCCCCGGGCGGCGCCGCCGACUGCCCCGACGGUUCCCGCGUCCUGAUCGUCCGGGCGGCGCUGCGGGUGCCCGCGGGCCGGUCUCUGUGGCUCGACCCACUCCGGGACCUGGUGAUCCGAGCGCCACCGCCGGGACCACGGUGCGAGGUGACGGUGCUGGACGACGACCCGCCGCGCGGCCGCCCGGGCGCGCUCGCCCCGCGCCGCUUCCCCUGCGCCUUCGGGCCGCGCCAGGUCGCCUACACGCACUGGGGCGCCCCGAGCCCGCGCAGCGCCCGGGUGCGGCUGCAGCUGCGCUACGACGCCCCGGCUUGCACGCUGGCGCUGCCCUUCACGCUGGCCGUGGCCGUGGACUUCCCGCCGCCCGCGCUCCUGGCGCGCAACAGGCCUUUGGAGCUGGACCCGCUGCGGGGCUGGAGCCCGCCCGUCGACAGGCGGGUGCUGGACUUCGCCUCCCCGCGGGCGCGGGGCCCGCACAGGUGCCGGCUCACUCCCCUCCCGCCCGACGCCGGCCCGCUACCCCAGCACGGGCGCUUGGUGGACGCCGCGGGGACCCCGCUGCCCAGAGGCCGCGGCGUAGACUGUGCGGCUUUUCUCCGGGCCGGGGUGCGUUACCAGCACACGGCCGCCGGCACCUCGCCAGGCCAGGACUGGGUGCCCAUGCGGGUGGAGCUGCUGUUGGGCCCACGGCUCGCCCGCUCCGGCGCCCCGCAGGUGCGGCUGCGGGAGCAUUUCCAGCUGCUGGUGAGGCUCCGCCCCGACGCCCAGAACCAGGCGCCUCGGCCCAGCGCGCGGGCCUCGAUGGUGCUGGAAGUCAGCCCCGGCAUGCUGGCAGCCCUGACCCCCGAUGCCCUGGCUGCCGAGGACGCGGAAUCUGACCCCGAGGAUCUGGUUUUCAACAUCCUCAGGGGCCCCCUCGGCCCUCCAGGGCCUCCCAGCCUCCACGGCCACCUGGUGAGCACCGACGACCCCCUGGGCCUUCCAGUUUUCUCCUUCACCCAGCGGGAUCUGCGGGAGCUGAAAAUCGCCUACCAGCCCCCCGCCGUGCGCUCGGACCCUGAGCGCCUCUUGCAGCUGGAGCUGGAGGCAGUGGACCCAGAUGGCGCCGCCUCGGCCCCCUUCACCUUUACCGUGCUCCUGAGGGUCACAGACGCCCUGGCCCCCGUGGCCAGCUACCACGGAGGAUUGCUGCUGUGGGAAGGUCAGGCAAGGGCCCUGUCCAGCGCCCACAGCCUCCAGAUCCGUGACCAGGACAACCUGGAAGAGGUGACCGUGAGUGCAGUCGGAGGCUUGAGGCACGGACAGCUGGUGGUUCUCGGGGGCCAGGAGGAGCCUGCCAGGCGCUUCAGCCACCGGGAUCUGGCCGCUGGGCGAGUGGUGUAUCAGCACGAUGGCAGUGACUCCUUCAGCGACAACAUCAUCUUCCGCCUCGAAGACGGGCGGCACCAAGUGGAAUUCCUCUUCCCGGUCACCAUCAUGCCUGUGGAUGACCAGCCGCCGCAGAUCACUGCCAACACCGGUCUCCGGCUGCACGCUGGCCAGCUAGUCCAGAUCGCCCCCUGGGUCCUGCGGGCCACUGACCCUGACUCUGAGGACUCAACCAUUCGCUUUGUGCUAGAGGACCAACCCCCGGGAGAGACGCUGCUGCGUCAGGCCCGGCGUCCUUCGUCCCCAGAAAGGGAGGGCUGGCGCUACGUGGAAGCAGAAGGACUUUAUGAGAAAGUGGUGACCGAGUGGCUUCAGCAUGACAUCACGGAAGGGAGACUCUUCUACCGCCAGCUUGGACCCCAGCAUCCUCCACUGGUAACAGCCCAGCUGACCUUCCAAGUACAGGAUGAUCACGACCCCCCGAAUCUGUCCAGCCGUCACUUGUUAACCAUCAAGGUCCAGCCGGUGGACCAGCAGAGCCCAGAGCUGGCUCCCGGAGCCACCCUCGAAAUGAGGGUUCAGCAGUACCAGCUCACUCCCUUCCGGAAGAAAUGCCUUCAGUACACCGACCAGGAGUCCGAUGACCAGAAUUUGGGGUACACCCUCCUGACACCCCCAACUGACAUGGACAGCAACCACCCGGUGCAGGUCGGAGAAAUCGUGCUCACGGACUCCCCCGCCACCCCCAUCUCCCACUUCACCCAGGCACAGGUCAACGGCCAGCAAGUCGCCUACCGGCCCCCUCCCAGGCUGGGGAUUGUGCCGCGGCUGGUCCAGUUCACCUCCCGGGUAGCAGAUGUUGCAGGCAAUCAUGUGGCGGGUACGUUCACCAUCCGACUGGAGCCUGUGGCCGGCCAGCCUCCACAGGUUACCAACAGAGGCUUUGCUGUCUUGGCGGGAGAAAACUUUGUUCUGAGCAGAAAUGAGUUGGAUGUUACAGACCCUGACACGGACCUUGACUGGAUUGUUUUUGUCUUAGUUCAGGGUCCCCAACAUGGAUGUUUGCAAUACUUGCAGAAUUGUCUGACCCCGGGACAAGCAUUCAGGCAAGCUGAUAUUAUUAACGGGAGUAUCUCUUAUCAGCACAGCCGAAACCAGACUACCAGUGACACUUUCCAUCUGGAGGUAAGUGACAGGGUGCACCGAGUACCCAUCACGAUCUGGGUUUCCGGGCACCCCGCAGUGGCUGAGAAAAGUCCCAGGAUCUUGCUUACAGGAAGUCCGUUGUUAGAAGUUUCUAUCAAUGUCCUGGAGCAUGGAGCCACUGAAAUCACCAUGGGCACGAUCCAUGACCAAAAGAAGGGCUCUGGGGACUUGAUGCUGUCUUUCGUUGUAGAGGACCUCCCCAAAGUAGGUGUCAUUCUGGUGAAUGGUUUACCCACAGAUCGAUUCACCCAAGAGGACCUCCUCGGUGGGGCUGUGCGCUACUUCCACACGGGGGGAGAGGUGGGUUUCCAGAUGCAGCAGGACACCUUCAGCCUCGCCCUCUCCAAGAACUCUUACCAGUGGGUGGUGGGGGACGCUAUCGUGGAGAGAGUGCGGGUGAGAGUGACUGUGCUGCCCGUGGACAGUGUGGCUCCCAAAGUCUCAGUGGGUGAAUCCUUCGUGGUCCAUGAAGGUGGAAAGAGCCCCUUGACCUUGCAACAUCUCAGCGUGGAAGACGUAGACACUCCCCACGACAGAAUCAUAUGCACGGUGACUGCCCAGCCAGCUUCUGGCUACCUAGAAAAUGUAGCAGCAGCCCCUGGGUCUAUUGUGUCCCGGGCUGGUCACCCCAUCAGUGCUUUCUCCAUCAGGGAUGUCCAGGCCAAGCAGAUCAAUUACGUCCAGAGCAUCCACAAGGGGGUAGAGCCCCAAGAAGAUCAUUUCACCUUUUAUUGCUCUGACGGCAUCCACUUCUCCCCGACCGCCUUCUUCCCGAUAAUCAUCUUACCCACCAACGAUGAGCCACCUCAGCUUUCUGCCCGGGAGUUUGUGGUGUUAGAGGGGACGAGCCUCGUCAUUGACAACGCGCUGCUCAGUGCCGCCGACGCAGACUCACCCCCUUCCGCGCUUCACUUCCAACUCACGGCCCUCCCUCGGCAUGGACGCAUCCUCCAGCAGCUGGCUACAGGCAGCCAGCCCGUCCGCAGGUUCACCCUGCAGGAGAUUCAGGCAGCCUCCACCAUCGUGUACGAGCAUGAUGACUCCGAGAGCACCAAGGACAGUUUUGAGGUCUGGCUGAGUGACGGCAGGCACACGAGCCAGGCUAAGGUCCGCAUCGUGGUGAUCCUGGUGGAUGAUGAGGCCCCUAGGCUGAUCACCAACCGUGGGCUGCAGGUGGAGACCGGACAUGCCACAGCCAUUACCAACAGGGUUCUCAAGGCCACGGAUGUGGACUCGAAUGACAAGAGUCUCAGUUUUGUCCUCCGUUCCACGCCUCAGCAGGGGUUUCUGCAACUAUGGCAAAAAGGCAGAGGAGACUCGAGGAACAACCUCACCUUGGGAAUGAACUUCACCCAGGAUGACGUUGACAGGGGGCUGGUCUUGUACACCCACACCGGCCCACAGGGAGCUCCUGACCUUCUGGAGUUGGGCGUGACUGAUGGCGUGAACACCUUGCCCCGCUGUUAUUUCUACAUCUUCGUGGGCAGCUCCAAUCAAGUCUUCCCUGACAUGGUCACCAAAGCACUAUCCUGGGCAGAAGCUGACAGAGUGACCCUCCCUGCUGAUCUGUUUAGCACUCAUGACAUGGAGCACUUUGGUGCCCAGCUGUAUGUGAGCAUCAUCCAGGCUCCUCGCCAAGGCCACCUGGAGAGCUUGGACCAGCCCGGGGAGCCCGUUACCUCCUUCACUCAGCUUCAGCUAACUGACCACCAGAUAGCCUAUGUUCGCACUUCAAAUGAUAAGCUAAAGAUGGACAGUGUGGAGUUCCAAGUGACCAAUGGACACAAGGCUGGGGCAAGAAACUUCAAGGUCUUUAUCACGGGCGUGGAUGAUAAGAAACCUGUCUUGACUGUCCAUGCACUGGCUCUGCAGAAAGGGGGCCACGAAGCCAUCACUCCCUUAGAGUUGACAGCAGAAGACGACGAGAGCCCAGAUGACCUUAUCCUCUUUGCCAUCACCCAGCUCCCCAGCUGCGGCAGUGUCUUGUACAACAGCAGCCAUCCUGUGACCACCUUCACCAAGCAGGACCUAAAAGAGAACCUCAUCAGCUACUGGCAUGAUGGCAGCGACAAGACUGAAGAUCGUUUGGCCUUGACCGUGACAGAUGGCGCUCACGCCGAUUUCUAUGUCUUCCCAGACACCAUCCAGGAGACGCACAAGCCACAGGUGAUGAGGAUCUCCAUGCACCCUCGAGACAGUGAGAUGCCCCGGGUGGCCACUAACAAGGGUGCUCCGACCUUAGAGCACCUUCCUACUGGACAUGUGGGCUUUCUUGUGACCAACAAGUCUCUGAAAACAGAGGACCAGGACAGUCCCCAAGAGCUCCUGAAAUAUAAAGUGACCAGAAGACCACAGCAUGGUUUCAUUAUCCACACUGGCCUGGGAAAUGAGAGCACUCGAGCGUUUACACAAGCUGACAUUGAUGAGAGAAGGGUCCUCUACGUCUUGAAGGAGGGCAGCAGUGCCACCCAGGAUGUCUUCUACUUCUCUGUUGCAGACAAUGGAGGAAAUAAGCUACCAAGUCAGCCCUUCCACCUCCGGUGGGCCUGGAUUUCUUUGGAGAGAGAGUACUACAUUGUGGAGGAAGACGCCUUGUUCCUGGAGGUGACGCUGACACGUAGGGGAUGCCUGGCCGAGACAGCCUUCAUCAGCAUUGUCACCAAGGAUGAAACCGCACAGAAAGAUGAGGAUUUUCAAGGAAACACCCAGAAAGGAGUUCGGUUCAACCCUGGACAGACUACGGCCACAUGGAGAGUGGGACUCAUACCUGACCGUGGAUACGAGGCUUCAGAGACCUUCCAGAUUCUUCUGUCAGAUCCCGUGAUGGCUGUUCUGGAAUUUCCAGAAAUAGCAACUGUUGAAAUUGUAGACCCUGAGGACGAACCAACAGUCUCUAUUCCGGAGGCAGAAUACGUCGUGGCGGAAGCUGUGGGGGAGCUUUUGAUUCCCGUCAGACGCUCCGGAGACGUCAGCCAGGAGCUGAGCGUCCUGUGCGCUACACAUCAUGGGUCUGCCACCGGCUCCAUCCCCUCCCGCAUGCUCUCCUCCUCCGACUACAUCUCCCGUCCCAGAGACCACACGAGCAUCCUCCGCUUUGACAAGCACGAGCUGGAGAAGAGCUGCAGAGUCCUGAUCGUCGAGGACUCCCUUUACGAAGAGGAGGAAUCCUUCAGGGUUGCCCUGAGCCUGCCGCAGGGAGGGCGGCUGGGCGCACGUUUCCCCGCAGCAAAGGUCACCAUCCUGGCCGACCCAAGAGACGUGCCUGCCCUGCACUUUGGGGACGCCGAGUAUCACGUGGACGAAGGGGCCGGAGUCCUGGAGGUCUGUGUCCUGCGGACUGGCCCGGACCUCUCCCGCGCAGCCUCCGUCACGGUGCUCUCCCGGAGGACAGAGCCGGCGUCGGCAGAAGCUGGAACAGACUAUGUUGGCCUCCGCCGGGAGCUGGACUUCACCCCCGGAGUGCGCAUGCUAACACUCCAAGUGACCAUCCUUGCAGAUGCCCCGGGACAGCGCACCCCGGAGGGCCCGGAGAGGUUUGAACUGCACCUCCAGACGCCAGUGGGGGCCGUGCUGGCACCACCACACAAAACCACCAUUUUCAUCGAUGACAACAUCUGACUGUG
Molecule: messenger RNA, 6638 nt
Organism: Sorex fumeus (smoky shrew)
Lineage: Eukaryota; Metazoa; Chordata; Mammalia; Eulipotyphla; Soricidae
Gene: FREM3
Product: FRAS1 related extracellular matrix 3
Exons: 9
Coding region: 1-6633 (2210 amino acids)
Biological process (GO): cell communication; homophilic cell-cell adhesion
Cellular component (GO): membrane
Molecular function (GO): calcium ion binding
Source: RefSeq, a predicted model, not a curated record